AGAAGACGUCGGUUUAGUUCCUGGUUGUAUAGUCAGGAGAGUCCGUGCAGAUUGUUUUUCCGUAUCUUUAAUCUAAUCGAUCGGUGUUUUUCCACCAGCAUGUUAAAAGGUUUAGGGACGUGGUUGGGUCUGGAGGGCCCGACCGUCACGAAGACGUCGGUUGACAAGGAAAAGCUGAACGUGGGGCAGGAAGAGAAGGUGGUAGAAGCACAAACCGAGGUAAACAAACAGCAGCCAGCUGACCAGGAUGGAACACCAGAGGCGGAGCAGGAAAACUUGGAACAGUCCACAGGACUCGGCGGUUACAUCUUCAGUUUUGCUUCCAAUGCCACCAAGAAAAUCUCUGAGUCAAUGGUGGAGACUGCCCAGAACAUCAAGAAGACAGUGGAAGAAGGAAAAAUUGAUGGCAUCAUAGACAAGACAUUUUUAGGGGAUUUCCAAAAAGAGCAAGAGAAAUUUGUCCAGGAGAAGAAGGCCAAGAAAUCAGAAGCAGCAGUGCCACCCUGGGUAGGCUACAAUGAAGAGGAGACAAUCCAGCAACAGAUUCUCGCUCUGUCCGCUGACAAGAGGAACUUCCUCCGCGACCCUCCCGCUGGUGUUCAGUUCCACUUUGACAUGGAACAGAUGUAUCCUUUAGCUGCAGUCAUGCUGGAAGAAGAUGAGCUCCUCAACCGCAUGCGCUUUGACCUGGUUCCUAAACAUGUGAAGGAGGAGAUGUUUUGGCGGAACUAUUUCUACCGGGUGUCUCUGAUCAAGCAGUCGGCUCAGCUCACAGCCCUGGCAGCCCAGCAGCAGCGGAAGGAUAGUGUGGACAAAGGAGCCAGUGUUUCACCUGAAGACAUCGUCCUAACAGACAAUGUCAGACCAAAAACGCCGCCAGUUUCCAUCAGUGACAUACAGAAGCCAACGCAUGAGGAAGAGGAGGAGAUUUCAACAAGUCCCGGAGUGUCCGAGUUUGUUAGUGAUGCUUUUGACUCAACGGCCAUAAACCAGGAGGACCUAAGGAAAGAGAUGGAGCAGCUGGUGCUGGACAAGAAGGACAGUCCUUCUCCUGAUGACGAAUCAGCAGAUUGGGAAAAGGAGCUGCAGCAAGAACUUCAGGAGUAUGAGGUGGUGACGGAAUCGGACAACAAAGAUGACCAGUGGGAUCAAGAGAUCGAGAAGAUGCUCCAGUCUGACGACAGCUAGUGUGUUUGAUGCAUUUACAGUCACUUAUCUGGGCUGAAAUUAAUGAAUCGUGACCAGUGAUGCACGAGGGGAGGAACUUUACACGACUCUCAUUUCUAUCUCGUAUCUGAUGAAGUGUCGUAGAUCCAAUUAUAGCAAGAAUGUGUCACCUCUGCUGGAGGCAGCAGUCAUUUUCUGCCAUAUUAGUGAGUUCAUUGUUCCCUCCUAAAUGAGUUUGCUCUAUUUGGUUCUCCUAAUCAGCUGUGUUUUUGAAGAGAAAUAUCACUAGAUGAUACUCCAGUACAAGUACUAUAAAUUUUAUAAUGGAGGGAAAUGGUCUUUAUUAUGUUUUGUUUGUUUGUUUUUUAAUCUUUGUUUUUCACUGCUGGUUCCUGGUGGGUUGGAUAGUCGUAUAUACGUCUUGCUGUAAUCUUAGUACAGAGAAGUCAAAUGUAAAGUAACAUGUAUGUAAAUAAAGAAGACUGUAACACUAAA
This is a messenger RNA of Pelmatolapia mariae (spotted tilapia), 1662 nucleotides long. RefSeq names its product synapse associated protein 1 (gene syap1). Lineage: Eukaryota; Metazoa; Chordata; Actinopteri; Cichliformes; Cichlidae. The transcript has 9 exons. Gene Ontology annotation, biological process: TORC2 signaling; regulation of short-term neuronal synaptic plasticity. The record is from RefSeq and is a predicted model, not a curated record. Gene Ontology annotation, cellular component: Golgi apparatus; synapse; nucleus. The coding region runs from base 100 to 1188 and encodes 362 amino acids.